Molecule: messenger RNA, 1296 nt
Organism: Punica granatum (pomegranate)
Lineage: Eukaryota; Viridiplantae; Streptophyta; Magnoliopsida; Myrtales; Lythraceae
Source: RefSeq, a predicted model, not a curated record
GUUGUACAGUACCAUACAGAGCUUUUAUUUCAUUUUUUUAUAAAAUAUUUUAACCAAUGAUUUCCAAGAAAGAUCAAAAUUGGCGUGAUUUACGGAUACAACUCUAGCCGUCGGAUUGUCGAUGUAUGCCUCUAUAUAAUAUUACAUGUACAAGUCCACUGUUACGCACACUUGCAGUGUAUAGCUAGCUAGUAUUUCCACAAACUCGGAGAUUCUAUCUCUGCGUUGUCUGCUCUCUCUGACAAAAGUGUUUCAGAAACAGAGACUUCAGCAAACAAUAUGGUACAAUCGAAGAAGUUCAGAGGUGUCCGGCAACGUUCUUGGGGCUCUUGGGUUGCUGAGAUUCGCCACCCUUUACUGAAGCGGAGGGUAUGGUUGGGGACUUUUGAGACCCCGGAGGAGGCUGCCCGGGCCUAUGACGAGGCAGCUGUCCUCUUGAGUGGACGGAACGCGAAGACUAAUUUCCCGGUGGCCCCAUGUUCAGGCUCCCGGUCCCUCGGGGAAUCCUCCUCAGGCUUGACCACCCCACUGGCAACAAGCCCUUUGAGUGCCAUUCUGAGCGCGAAGCUCCGGAAGAGCUGCAAGAUCGCAUCCCCUUCCCUCACGUGCCUGAGGCUAGACACUGAGAGCUCCCACAUAGGGGUGUGGCAGAAGCGGGCUGGGGCUAGCCAAGGCUCAUCUGACUCAAACUGGAUAAUGACUGUUGAGCUUGGGAAUGGUGAUAAGAAUGGGACCGACGACACAUCAACCACUGGUCCAGGUUCAGGUCCAGAAGCUCAGGAAAUGUGGGAUCAUAGAGAAACAUCCGGUGAUGAUGAUGAUGAUGGCGAUGUCGGGCUGAAGGAAGAGGAGAGAAUUGCACUUCAGAUGAUUGAGGAACUCCUGAACCGUAAUUAACUGUGUAUUGUCGGGUUUUGUUAAAUGCUGAUCGAUACAUACCAAAUCGGCACAAAGUCAUUCGCGAAUUAAAUGAACUACUCGAUGGAUGUAAAUUGGGUUGCGGUAAGUUUCUUCUUUAUGGUGUGCUGGGGGUUGAUCAAGUCCCUGUCAAAGUUCCUUCCACGUCUAGUUUCUCGGACUUCCCACGGAGGUUUUAGUGACGUUAGUGUGAGCCCUAGCAUUCGUAAUUUUCUCCAUGCAUGGUGAUGAUCAUCGGGUGUAUAUAUAGAUAUAUACACACGAAAUAUAUAUAGUUCUACGUACAGAAAUAGUUUGUGUCAUGCAAAUUAGACGAAUCAUCAAGAAUGUAUACCAUGUAUUACUAUUACUCCCCAUUUGAAGAAUGUGUUCUUUUCA